Messenger RNA from Thlaspi arvense, 1654 nucleotides. The record is from the annotation of a GenBank genome assembly. Lineage: Eukaryota; Viridiplantae; Streptophyta; Magnoliopsida; Brassicales; Brassicaceae.
AUGUACUACUUAUACGUAUAUAUACACCUUCCACAAAACCGUUUCAAAUACCACACACCCCACCUCCAUUAUUCAGAAUCUUCCUUUAUCUCUUUCAAAACGAUGCCUUCUUCACUUCUCAUAAUUCUCCUCUUUCUCCUCUCGAUCUCACUUUCCUCAGCUAAAACCUACAACAUCCUCUCUUACGGAGCCAAACCAGACGGUAAAACCGACUCGACCAAGGCCUUAACCGCCGUGUGGACCAAAGCAUGCGCAUCGGUCAAACCGGUCACCAUUUUGGUCCCCAAGGGACGGUUUUUAUUAAGAAGCAUUGUUUUUGAUGGUACCGAAUGUAAACGAAAGUCAGUCACGGUGCGUAUCCAAGGUACACUUGUGGCUCCAUCGGAUUAUCGAGUCAUUGGUAAAGAAAGAUAUUGGAUUUUGUUCCAGCAUCUCGACCGCCUCGGUGUCUACGGCGGAGUUCUUGACGCUCAGGGAGCUUCUCUAUGGUCUUGCAAAAAGUCCGGCAAGAACUGCCCGAAUGGUGCCGCGAGCAUAGGAAUCGAGAGCUCAAGGAACGUGGUGAUCUCAGGGCUGACAUCACUUAACAGCCAGAUGUUUCACGUCGUGAUUAACGGCUGCCGUAACGUAUUUAUCAAAGGAGUCAAAGUUUGGGCUGACGGGAACAGUCCAAACACUGACGGCAUCCACGUGCAGUCAUCCUCCAGCGUCUCUAUCCUCAACUCCAAUAUCUCCACCGGCGAUGAUUGUGUCUCCGUCGGUCCCGGCACUAACGGCCUCUGGAUCGAAAACGUCGCUUGUGGCCCCGGCCAUGGGAUCAGCAUUGGGAGCUUGGGAAGAGAGAGUGUAGAGGCAGGUGUACAAAAUGUAACGGUGAAAACGGCGACGUUUACGGGAACACAGAAUGGGCUGAGAAUAAAGUCAUGGGCCAGGGCCAGUAAUGGGUUUGCUAAGAAUAUCCGUUUUCAACAUUGUGUUAUGAACAACGUACAGAACCCUAUCAUUAUUGACCAAAACUACUGUCCUGGCAACCAAAAUUGCCCUAACCAGGUUUCUGGGAUAAAAAUCAGCGAUGUAAUGUUCUUCGAUAUACACGGGACAUCAGCGACGGAAGUGGGAGUGAAACUUGACUGUAGCUCUAAGAAUCCGUGUACCGGAAUUCGAAUUCAAGACGUGAAGCUGACGUGAAGCUAACGUACCGCAAUAAACCGGCACUAGUACAUCGUAUCCAUGCUGGAGGGACUAAGGCUGGGUUUCAACGGCGGAACAAUUGUCUAUAACCACACAUUUGUCUUGGGUCUUUUUUUUAUUCCAUUUUUAUUCAUAAAGUACGGUACAAAAAUUAAAAGAUGAUCAAAUAUUAUAAACAAUAACCCCAGAUUUUGUAAAAUAGUCUCAAACUUAUGAUUAUGUAAUUUGAUAUUUGUAUUUUCUAUAUAUGAAUCACGUAGUGUGCUAGUGUUGACUCAGGUCAUGGCAACACCACUACACUACUAUUACUUAUUUUCAAGAUUUCUUUAAAACUGAGAGUUUGUGUGGCUCAGCUCAUGUGAAUCCUAAGAGUAUAGUGUUGUCGCAUCACAAUCACAUAAUGGAGCAAGUAGAGUUAUCUACUGGCUUAUAUACAUGAAACGUGUGGGAUUUUAUUAGUCUA